GAUUGUUGGCUGGUGUUGGCUAAUUUUGUUAUCGAACGCAACUAAUGUGAAAUUAAGACGAGUUUUUGUUUUGAUUGUACUUUCCCUAUUUUUAUCUAUUUUAUCAACAAUUUGUAUCGCUUGAUUCGCUAACGAUUGUAUUUAUUUUAAGUGCCUCAGAAGAAAACCAAAGUUAAGAUGUUUACUAAACGAAUGCCUAGUAGCAAGGAACGAAGACUGCGUCUACUGGAAGAAGACAAUCAUCUGGCAGACUGUGAAUUUCUAGUCGGUGAUCAAGCUUCCGAAGAACCACAUCUCUUUCGCUGUCAUAAGAUGAUUUUGGCGACUGCAUCUGAAGUCUUUGAACGGAUGUUCUAUAGCGAUUUUGUUGUUGUUGGGCCGGUGAGGGUUACCGAAGUAAGCCCAGCCAGUUUUAAACGUUUUCUGCGCUACGUUUACGUAUAUGAAAUUGAAGUGGAUCCUUUAUUGUCACUUAAUGAGCUGGGUGAAUUAUUUUAUUUAGCGGAUAAAUACAUGAUGCAGGAUUUAACCGAUGCUUUGGUGGAGCAUUUAAAACGAAAGCAUAAUUGGACAUCGGGCGACGUGUGGCCCAUGUAUGAUUUGGCGUGUCUUCAUGAAAACCUGCCUUUACUAUUGCUUUGUUACGCGGAGAUUUCUAAAUUUGCCGAAAAUCUUCUCUUUGGUGACUCGUUCUAUCGAUUAAAUGUUAAUCAUCUGAAACGACUAGUAAUAUUAUUAUCCCAGCAAUCUCACAUAUCUACAAAAUUAAUUUUACAACAAUUGGAGGAAUAUGGUCGGCGUAAUAAUUUGCAUAAAAAUCGUGAGUCUGAGGAAUUCUUUAAACUGGUAGAUGCGGCCUGUCAACUAGAUUUCAACAAAUUAUCAAGAGCGGAUUUCGAAGCGGGUCCUGCCGUGUCAUAUUUGUUUAAUAAGAAAGAAGCAAAAUAGAUACUGCAUAUUCUACAAAAUAUAUUUUCGAAUGUUUUGCGCUAUAUUGUUAUAGUUUAAUAAGUACAUAUAUGUAGGUUUGCAUAGUAUGCAUGUAUACACUCACAUAGAUACUUAUACAUAAUUAUAAUUGUUUAUGGAGGCAACAGUGAUGUUUUAAAUAUAAUUCCUAUACACACACACCACAAAUUUGUAUUGCUUUUCUUGUACGAGUUAAAAAAGGAAGCAACUGCCUAGUGCACAGAUAACAGUAAAAACAUUUUCACAGCUAUAAAGUAAUAUUUAUCUUUUAUUUAUUCUCAUGAUAUUUCAUUUGUUUUACAAUAGAAAAUCUACACAAGGUAAAUUUUAAUGUACAGAUGAGUGGUGCGCAUCUUGUAAACGCAAACCCGGCUCAAGUAGCAUGCCGAUACAGUUACAGAUCAAUUUUACAUUGAUUGCAAUGAUGCGAACGUAAUCUUAACAUUAAGAAAUCAUUACGUAGAAUAUUUUUAUGAAUAGGCAACAUCUUGAAGUGCGCGCGAGAAAAAAUGCGUUUUCCAUUACAUGUGCAAUCAUUCGCACUAGUUCAUUAAUAUGGCAAAAUUAUUAAAAAGUAACUUACUUUAACUAAUAAAGACAAGUUUUGCAACUCUUAAAAUACAUACACAUACAUACGCAAAAGCGUAUUCUGAUUUUUUUAGCAGUUUUUGCUUUGCAAGUGCCACAAAUGUGUAAAGUAGAAUUAUUGAGUAAUUUUCUUACUGUACUAUGUUU
This is a messenger RNA of Rhagoletis pomonella (apple maggot), 1704 nucleotides long. RefSeq names its product BTB/POZ domain-containing protein 6. NCBI's taxonomy places the organism in Eukaryota, Metazoa, Arthropoda, Insecta, Diptera, Tephritidae. The record is from RefSeq and is a predicted model, not a curated record. Gene Ontology annotation, molecular function: protein binding. Gene Ontology annotation, cellular component: cytosol; P-body. The transcript has 3 exons. Gene Ontology annotation, biological process: neurogenesis. Bases 178 to 948 code for a protein of 256 amino acids.